Molecule: messenger RNA, 1242 nt
Organism: Brenthis ino (lesser marbled fritillary)
Lineage: Eukaryota; Metazoa; Arthropoda; Insecta; Lepidoptera; Nymphalidae
Source: the annotation of a GenBank genome assembly
AUGAUAGUCGAAAUACAAGAGGAGGUUAGAGGGAAGAGGCCUUUUAAGAUAUGGGACAGUUCGCGCAACGUGAGGAAGGGCUUGGUGGUUACUAGCUUCGAGGAGCUUUUACAUAGAGGGAAAGAGAAGCUAUCGGUAGCAGCCAGUGAGCCGGUGCGACUGGUGCUAGAGAGCGACGGCACGCAGGUCGAGGACGGGGAGUACUGGCGCACGCUCCCGCCCAACACCGUGCUGUUGCUGCUGCGGCAGGGGGAGAGAUGGUAUCCGACGGGCGUAGAUGUUAUCAAGGCUGCUAUAUCGGCGAUUCCAAAAAUUGUGUGCGAGACGAUACACGCUCUCGAGCUACACGAUGAAACACCUUCAUGGAAAAUCAUGGACAACAAGGGGCGCGUCACAGUGGUGUUGCACUGGGACCAGCGGCCGCAAGCGUCGCCGGCCGCGCGUUCGCCCUCGCGCCAAGCGAAGCCCGACCGGCGGCCCUCGCUCGUCAUACAGACCUCGCUGGAUCGCCCGCAGCCUCCGCCCCCGCACAUCACCGUCGUGAAUCACGACGAGCCGGGGCCGGCGCGGGCUCGCCUGUCGCGGGCGUCCUCCUCGCUCGACCACCACGUACACACGGCAGAGUGUCGCGCAUCCGCGCCACCGCAUGCCGCACCACCUGCACCUCCUGCACACUCCCAUCAACCUCAUCGUCCGCCUAAUGAUGAGUGCGAUUUUCACUGCUGCGCGUUACACGAGGAAGGCCGAAGAAUCGCCGUACAUAAAAGCGUGGCAACAUCACCGAUUCAGGAUUCCCAACCCCGCGCCUCACCCCAGGGUCGGCCGAAAGGUCACGUGCGAUUUCUCGACGCUGAAUCCGCGCGACGCGGAGAUCGAGACUCUUCAGAAAGUGAAACCGAAAAUACUUUAGUGGAAGACGAAGCGGUCACAUCAGAAAAGUUCCUGUUAUUAAUCGAUCAGCUCAGCGUCGACCAAAAACGACAUCUGACCAUCAAAGAUAUCGGUAUCAUACUCGAACGACUCAGUUCUAAGAUUCUCGAUGUCGAACGAUUGGACCGGGAAUCGGAGUCCGACGAUUGUUACAAUUGGACUAUUAAGGCGACGAUUCGAGGAGACGCGUUAAGGGAGUUGGGCGUAAUAUACAAUGGAAAUUACUACGCGAUCAGCGAGCAUCCUGGAUAUCGGGAGGAGAAUGAGGAGGCCGGCGACGAGGGUGAAGAAGAAGAGGAGGAAGAUCGACUC